Messenger RNA from Triticum aestivum (bread wheat), 7988 nucleotides. Its product is annotated as MAGE-like protein 2. The coding region runs from base 278 to 1540 and encodes 420 amino acids. The transcript has 10 exons. Lineage: Eukaryota; Viridiplantae; Streptophyta; Magnoliopsida; Poales; Poaceae. The record is from RefSeq and is a predicted model, not a curated record. Gene Ontology annotation, molecular function: RNA binding.
CCAUUCGCACUGCCGCCUCGGCGCGCUCACACUCGCCAGGCACGCGCGCCGCACCUCCUCGCCGUUUCCGCGUUUCCUUCCACAACGGCGACCUGCCACGGCCGGAUGCCAAAACCGGCAACCCGGAGCGCGCGCCGUCGCAUAUAAGGAUGCCCCGUUUCCCUAGCCCUAGCCCGCGCCUCCUCCGACCCUCACCCGCCGCCGUCUCUCGAAACCCUACCCCACUCCGGCGGAUAGAUCCGGCACGUCCUGCCCUCUCCGCCGCCAGUCGCCAGAGAUGGUCGCCCGCAACUCAUCCGCGUACGCCUCCGACCCGGUCCACCAAGCUGCCAUGGCCGUCCCCAAGUCGCCCGUGCUAGCCGCCGACCCGCUCCACCAGGCCGCCGCGUCGGGGGGAAUUGACGGCGUUCCUGGAGCGCUCCCGACCGAGCAAGGGUCUUUGACGGCGCUGCCGCCCCCGCAAGCAGCGCCGGAGAUGGCCCUGCAGCAGCGCGCCACGUACAUAACGGAGCCGCCCCCGCCGCAAGGCACGCCUGUGAUGAAGACGGCCCCGCAGCAGGGCGCGUACAUGCCCGCGCCGACGCCCCCGCAAGGGCCCCCCGUGACGCAUCUGGUGAUGCUAGGGGCAAACACGGUGGUGCCGAUUUCCCUGCGGGAGCCGGUCAUUACCGUGCCCCCACAAGGCAGACCUGUGAUGGCACCUCUGCCUUUCCCUGCCGGUCCUCCAUCCUUCAUUCAUGAUGCCGGAUACAUGAUGGGGCAAUCACUGUUGCCUGCCGGCCCUCAACCCAUGACGGGGCUGCAGCCUCCAUCCGCCGGAUACAUGAUGGGGCACCCGCUGUUGCGUGCCAGCCCUUUACCGAUGACGGCGCUGCAUCUCCCACAGGCCGUACACAUGAUGGCACGGCCGCCUUUGCCCGCUGGUCCCCCUCCUCUCAAGCGUCACCGCCCUGACUACUUCGGCAUGCCUUUUGGACCGCGGAUGACUGGUUGGGAGCAGGAAAUGCCUGGAUUUGAUGAAUCAAUGGGACUGCCUUAUGGGCCUUACAUAAACAAUGAGAUGCCUUGUAUUGGUUCUUAUGAGCCAUAUCUUCCUUCAGACGCAUCAAACACCUUACAUGUUGAAGGUUUCCCACCCAGCUGUACUAGACGGGAACUUGCACAUAUAUUUUGCCCUUUUACUGGGUUCUGUGCAGUAAGGCUGGUCAACACAGGAUAUAAUAAUCGACAUGUAAUAGCUUAUGCUGACUUUGAAACUCCUGCCCAAGCCUUCUCUGCCAUGAAGUCUCUGCAAGGUUAUUUGUUUGACAUGCAUGACCGGUACUCAGUCAAAUUGGACCUCAAGUUCCUUCCUGGUCCGUCCAAGGCAUGUAUUACCGCAGAAAAAGAAAGCCUUCCGACCCCUUCAAUAAUCUUUCACUUACUGCAAAUACGAUUCGCAGUUGGGGAUGUGGCAGUGUUACCGAGGAGUGGGACAGCUUGUAUGCUCAGAAGGUCCAAUUGUUUACUUUCCUUUCUACUCUGCCCGAGCCCGCUCUGAGUUAUGGGCCGAGUGUUAAAACUAAUAUGGCCAAUUCUAUCGAGUAAAGAGAACAGAAAAAGAGUGACAUAAUAGUUCUUGAUUCGGAUGAUGAUGAUGAAAGCACAGGAGCACACAAAUAACUGACGCCUGAGAAAAACAAACAGCUCACACCUGAGAAAAAUAAACAGCUGAUGCCAUCAGAACAGGCUGGUGCUCUCACGAGAGGUAACCGAAAUUGAUGAAGUAAAUGAGACAAUGCAUGAUAGAGAUCAAAACAGUCAAAUUGUUCCAUAUAGUCCAAGUGCAACUUCAAUGAAUCAGUAUCCUUUAGCCAGCUAUCAACCAUCAGCAGUUCUGUUUGAGAGAGUUAUAUUGCAGAAAAGACCUGAGGAGGAACGUAUCCAUGAUCUGGCUGUCACUACCCAUAAGGAGAAAAUAGCAGAAACACAAGUUUUCCCUUCACUUCCUAAGGAGAGAAAAAUAAACGAAAAGUUGAUCCAAAUUCCCAAGUAGAUGGGGAUUUUGAAAUUGUGCCAAGAAAAAGAAAAAGAAAAAAUGAAGCAAAUCCAGCAGUAUUUGAUUUGCCCUCAGAACCUUACAAUCCUGUGGGGGAAGACGAGCCUAUGGAGGAAGAAAAUAUACAAGAAAAGGAAAGUGAUGGUCUUGAAGAUUUUUGGAAUGAGUACUCAGUGGCACUUGAAAGAUCUAAGCUCGACACACUUGAAGAGGCAGCCAAUGAGAAAGAGGUGAACAACGUCUGCAAUCAUGAAAUACAGAUUCAUGAAGAUCUGGGCCAUGUAUGCCGUGUCCGCGGUAUGAUUGUGAGAAGGCCUGACACAAUCAUUGAUUAUCAGUGGAGAAAGGUGUUUGAUCUGCUUCUCCAUUUCUUCCUUUUGGUGAUGAGGAACUCUAUAAGGCCUUACAUGAGGUGGAUCAACUCCUGGCAUCAAGGGGAUUUUAUGAUCCAAUUCUCUCUUGGGAGCUGGAAUACAGUGCCUUUCAGGAGUUUGAGCCACUAUGUUGUGAAUUUGAAGAAGAAAAGUUUCCACACCCUUGUCCAACAGCUUAGUGACUUGUUCUGCUGGUAUUUCCAAGAUUUCCUCACUGGGGUUGUAAACUGCAGUUGUGACUGUUGUUUUGCCUUGGAUAGUGAAGCUGAACUGAUUGUGUGGCACAUCAAAAGCCACAGGACUGACCAAUGAAAACCAAUCAUACCCUAGAAUCAUAUCAUGACUAGGGAGGUUGAGAAUUCUGAAAGAGUGUUCCAACUUCAGUUUGGCUAGUUGAAAAACACAAUUUGGAACUACAGCAGCAGAAAGCAGUAAACCCCCUCCAGCUACAGAAACCUUUCUGGGUCUAACAGGGAGGAAUUGACAGUUGGAUUUAAUAGCAAACUGUUCACUGAUGAAAGAGAUUGAACUUCCUGUAUCCAGCAGUGCUACUGCCCUUUUUCCAUUUACAUGCACAAUUACAGUAGGAGAAUGCACAGCAAGUUGCUGGCCCAUAGCAUGGGCAGAGACAAACAUUGCUUGCUCCUGUUGUUCUGUCCCUUCUUCCACUACUUCUUGUUGAUCAGGGUCUGUUUCUUCUGGACCAGAUUCUUCCAUUUCUUGUUGUAACAUGUGCACAUUAGGAACUAGAGUGCAUUUAUGGGCAUGGAACCAUUUAUCACCACAUCUCCAACAUUCCCCAGCUUUUCUGCUUUUCUGAUUUUGGCUAUUAAUAUGUUCAGUGUUCUUUGUGGCAGUAGUUGUUGGAACUGCUACAGUGUUGAUUACUUGUUUGCCAGCUGCAGGUGUUACAGUUUUCUGCCAGUAGUUAUUGUAAGGUACUGUGGACUUCUUGACCUGUGUCACAGGAGGAGGGUGACAAGGUUCAAUCUCCUUUGCCAAACAGUACGCAUCAGUCAGAGAAGUGGGUCGAAGAAGUCUCAGUUGGUAUUUAAUUCCAUCUCUCCUCCCAUUCACAUAGCACUUAAUAAACCAGGGUUCAGACAGUGUAGGAUUUUCCUCCUGCAGUUCAGCCAUUAAGUCCUCAAAUAACUUGGUGUACUCAGAUAUUGAAGUGCUGCCUUGUUUAAGAGAAGUGGAUUUUUCAGUGAGAUCAUAAGAGCCUUGUGCAGAAAAUCUCUUGAUGAUUUCUUUUCCAAAUUCUUGCCAUGACAAUUGUUUCUUGAGUAAACCAGAUCUUCUCAACCAUACAUCAGCCUCUCCAGUUAUGUACAUCUGGGAAAGUGAGACCUUGUACUCUUCAGGUGCUGCUGCCAUUUGGAAAUACUUGUUACACUGUCUAAUCCAACCCACAGGAUCUUCACCAGAGAAUCUAGGAAAAUCCAUCCUUGGACCUUUUGUCAUUGCUUUCAUGAAUUGAGCCUGCAUAUCCUGCUCAUAAGUUCUGAAGUAACCCUGCCAUAACUGUCUGUCCCGAGCUGGUUGCUGAUACUGUUGGAAAGCAGGAGUGUGACCCCCCCUUCUCUGUGUUACCAGUGUUCCAAUAGCACUUGUUGUCUCCAAGUUAGCUUGAGCUCCAAACCCAGGUGGUGGUGCAGUUAUGGCAGUUCUGAUCUGAGGUAGUUGUUGCAUAUGUAGUUCUUCCAUUUGUCUGGUCUUUUCCUUUUCUACUUCUAAUUGUUGUCUCAGCUGUGCAGUUCUGCUAGGUGGUCUGUCCUGCUGUUGCUGUUGCAGCGUUGGGGAUCUAACAACAGUGUCAUCUCCAGUUUGUUGCUCAGUUCUAGUGCCCGACCCCGAUGGAGCCACCAAUUUCUGCAAGACUGAACUCAUUGUGGAUAGUUGUUUGCCCAGAUCUAACACAGCUCUUUCAAUUCCUCCAACUUGCAGAGCUAUUUCACCUUGUUUGGAACUGAUCGACUGAACAUCUUCUUGUAAUUUGGACACAUCUGUUCGCAUGGCUGCAUUUUCCUGUUGAACUGCACCAAACUCGUCGCGGAUCGAGAGGACUUCCUGCCACUCGGCUUCAUCGACUGCCUUCGAGCGCCCCAUCUCCUUGAUCCAGAGAAGAGAGGGGGAAUUUUACCACCGUAGAUGCGGCAACCAGCCUCUCUGCCCCAAAUCCUGCCGCCGCCAAAGCUCCACGCCUCCUAAGGUGCACGGAUCAGCGAAGGACGUGGAAUUUUACCUUGCUGGAAGUGAUCCAACACAACCACUCCUGCUCUACUGAUCUGCACCCGAAUGAUCACUGCCGCCUGCGCCGCCCUGGAUCCGCCGCCGCCUGACGUCGCAGUGAGGGAACACCGUCACUGCUCACGCCGAUCGCCGCCCGCCAUCACCACACAACACAGGGAGGGAAUUGGGUGGGUGCUCUUGCCUCUCUGGAAAAAAAAAUUGAGAUCAGAUCGGAAGCUACCGAGGAACCACUGCUCUGAAUACCAAUUUGUCAGGUCCUAGAUGAUCUACGGGUUCAGAGAAGGGAAUUGUAUGGACGAAUUUCAAGUAAUUGCGAGGAAAGAGACCCCGAUCUAGGGUUCUAUAUUACUGUCGGCUGUGCCGUAUGAGUGUAGGUUUCUUCCUCAAUGGAAAUUAUGCCAGAUUCAUACCCAGAUCAGCCACAACCCGGCUGUUAAGUAGGUGGCCGUCUCGCAGUGGACGGAGACACAAGAGUAACAGUAACGGAAAGUAAAUCUAACGGUUGACGACGGGCGCAUCUUGAGGAGUCACUCUAGGCCGUUGGAUGCACCGAACCGUUAUGUGCCGGAAUUGCCACAGUGAACUGAAGGUGAAUCUUCAGAUAUCUUGGCCUGACAGUGUACCCGCCGCCCGUGGCAGACAGUAGGGGACCUCUCCGUCCAACCGCGCCGCCGGCGAGGAAGGAGGAAAUGGCGAGGAGUCAUUUUUUUGGAAUGGGGCAUGGGAGGAUUCGAGCGGAGGAGGAAGAUGGGGAGAUGAUGAGCCUUAAUGGUGAUUGUGUUUGAGGUUGGUAGUCGGCCUCUUAAUUGUGUUAGAUGUACAUUAUGGAGGCCCAGUCAGGAAAGCUUACUGAGAGCCACUGUUGUCUGACGGGCCGGCGCACAUAGAGGGCCCCUCUAGGAGACGGAGAGGGAGAUGGCGGUGGUGGCAGGUGCAGCGUGGUAUCGUAUUCGCGGUCAGCGGUGGUGAGAGCGCGCCACAUAGGAGGAUGGUUGGGAGGCGCAGCGACAGGCAGCGUCGUGGCGCAUGGCCGCACCUGCACCACGGGUGAAACAACAGCCGCUAGGGAGCUGAGGCAAGCCGCAAUCGUCCCUUAGUUUAUGUAUACUUCUCUUGUCAGCUGUCACUGUAAUUGUCAAUAGAAAUUCCAAUUUUGGUUGCUAAACCCGCAGGUUAGCACAGUAGGCCGAAAAACGUUGUAUCGGCCGCUUUGUCUCUUCUAAGAAAAUGAUGCAUCUUUCCAUGUUUAUUCUAGAAAGAACAAAAGUAGGAGAUGCUAGCUCUGUAAAAUUAUUCUCAGAUGGUGCGACAGUGCGACUGCUCCGUACAAAUGUGCAACUCAAGCAGAAAUGUUGGGUGUGCGUUAGUUCAGAGGAAAUUAUUUGGCCAUGAGCCUAAAAACAAGAACCUAUUUGACCAUCAAUUUGACCUUGAAAUGUUUUUCAAAUUUAUCCAUGAAUUUGAAUUGGAUUGGAUUAGAUUGCAUGACAUAUUAGUUAAAUGGAUGUUUGGUUUGUCUACACAAAGACCGGUAUGUUUGAUUCAUGUCAUUGCCAUAUCAUCCUUACAGUUCCCCUGUCAGUUUACCAUUGUGAUUAUAUUAGUGUAUUUUCCUUGGCAUUUACGGCAAUGUCCCUCAAUGUAUCCAUGAAAUGCUUGUUUUAUUUGCGUGUUUAAUAUGUUUUUGGGAGUCUAUUUCUGCUCAGAUACGCUUAAGAUACUGUUCCUCUAUGCAUAGGAUACAAUGCUUAUAAUAUAUAGCUGUUUAGCUGCUAACUCAUCACACUAGUGUGUGGUUUCGCAGAUUCACACGGUAAUCAUUUUGUACAACUACUCUGGCCAUGAGUAAUGUUAAUGUAACAUAUAAUGGAUCUUUCCAUUUUAUGGCUUCUCCUUACGUUUUCAACCCCAGUCUCUCGAAUCGUCGGCGCUUAAUAGAAAAAUCACUGUGCUAGUCAAUGUAGGUUAUGAGGAAUGGCCUGACAUGAAUGAGCCUACCCAGACUUAUCUUGUGUAACUUCACAGUUGAAGUAGUAAUAAUUGCAGCAGGUUUUUGAUGUUCACCUAGUUUCUUGACCUCGAUUCUUUGUGCAAUCCUCUGGUUAUUCGAAUAUGCCUUAAUGCAUUAUAGUAGACACUCUAAUUUAGCUGUUGGAUUCUUUCUGCACCGAGCUAUUUUCCCAUCAUGCCUUAUCUGGAUGCCUCUAAUGUAUUCUCCACUCUGGUCAUGUCAUGCGCUUAUUUCAACAUAAAUUGAACAUUGUUUGGCAAUCUAUUUAUUUUGUAUGAACAAGACAUCAUGCUGGAUACUUUGUAUGAAGGCCAAUGGCUGUCCACAGUUAAACAUAGUAGCUUUGAAGACCUGCAGAUUUAGUGUGUGCAUCUUUUAAUUUGCAAUGGUAAACAAUAGGACCCUCAUUAGUACUGGUAUGCUAUCUUGGCAGUUAGUACAGCCAGUAAACUGUUGUUUGUUUUGCCAUUCAGAUUUGACUACGUAGAACUAGGACCCUUUUGUAUGGAAUUUCUGGAUCAAAUCAAAACAGUCUUUCUACAUCUAAGGACCAUGUUGACAUGUAGUUCGGAUAGUCCAAUGCUUACCUUCUUUAGCCUGCAUAUAAUUGCAUGGCGAUACAUUUAGUUAUAUCUCUGGCUCAAGAGAAGGGCUGGGCGACCCUAACUAGACCAGUGUCAAGAUGCCAUCGGGGCUAGCAUCGUCAGACCAAGUCGGCGUUCUUGCUUGCAAAGGCUUGAGAGAAGAGGUUGGUAAAGAACACGACGUUGCCUUGACGAUGCACAUGGAUCCAUGCUGACGGACAACACAAAUAACCAGCCCGUCGUCCAUAAAAAAAUGGGGACGAGAACUUCCAGGCACCUCAACAACGCUGCAACAGGCAUCAUCGAGACGGGAUUGGAGCCGGCGGACUUUUAUUCGAGAUGACACCGCCAUCAGGGUAGGAACGACGGUGCUGUGAGACCAAAACCUAGUGCACAAAGGACAAGAAAGAGAAUCCUUUCCCCUCCGCGCCGCAGUGACGGAUCGUCGGUCGGAGGCUGAGGGGGGAGGAGAUUGCUCUUGUUGGCAGCUAGGGUUUGUUUCUUCUGUUAAGUGUGUUUGGAUGAACUCAAGUUUGUUUUUCUGUCGAAGAAAUUGUAAAGAAUAAACGACUUCAUGUAUGAUGCUGGUCCAAAAGUGGAAGCACCGCUUCUUUAGGUGUAGUGUUGCCAUACAUAAAAGAUUGAAAAAAACAAGAUAAAUAUUGGUAGGAUGUUUGUGCUCAAAUUUGACCAUGUGAUAUUGUGAUGCCAUUCUAACUUCUGCCUGG